Messenger RNA from Botrytis sinoallii, 267 nucleotides. RefSeq lists its product as uncharacterized. Lineage: Eukaryota; Fungi; Ascomycota; Leotiomycetes; Helotiales; Sclerotiniaceae. Bases 1 to 267 code for a protein of 88 amino acids. The record is from RefSeq and is a predicted model, not a curated record. The transcript has 4 exons.
AUGAUAUUUACGACAAGUAGAAGUGGUGGUGGGAGUGGUGGGAGUGGUAGGAGUGGUAGGAGUGGUAGGAGUGGUAGGAGUGGUGGGAGUGGUGGAAGUAGUGAGAGUAGUGAGAGUAGUGGAAGUGUUGGAAGUAGUGGAAGUGGUGGAAGUAGUGAGAGUAGUGAGAGUAGUAGGAGAGAUCUUGAUGAGAUUAUCGAAUCCAUGAUCUUGAUGUCAGUUAGCAAUCAAUGGGAGAACUUAGUACUGGUAAAACAAGGACAAUAA